Tuber aestivum (summer truffle) is the source of this 1537-nucleotide messenger RNA. NCBI's taxonomy places the organism in Eukaryota, Fungi, Ascomycota, Pezizomycetes, Pezizales, Tuberaceae. The record is from the annotation of a GenBank genome assembly.
AUGAAUCUAUACCUCACGGCGCCAGUAGCGCUGGCUCCCACCCUCAAGCUACGGGUUCAUAUGGCAGCUAUGAACCAGUGGUCACUGGGAUGGCAGGCUGUACUAUCCAGGAUAGCAUUCAGUAGGUUUACGGGGGUUUCUCCUCUCCGUCUAGGAUCGAUAUUGUACAAGUCUGACGGAUCGCCCAGAUACUGCACCCCGCAAUACAGCAUUCCAAUUGUACCCGUUGCAACAGUAUCCGCUAGUGCAUCCUUCCCAGGGUCAUACUCCGGCUGUCACACUCAUGAUGGAGAAACGUAAGAUCAGAUAAAUCUCACACCCUAGCCAAUCCUGCCUAACAAAAUUAAUAGUUUCUGCGUUGGACCUGACGGCAAAGACUUCCUAAUCAAGGCUCUAUCUAACAACGACACCGAGCGCAGCGAACAUAAUGAUGGGCGUGGAGAGCACGGAGGUGAAGAGACAAAACAAAACUGCCACUUCCAUGCCGGGGUAGAACAUUGCACCGCCGGCUCCUCAACAUCAAGUCCAGGUCUAAGCUGCGCCCGCAGUCAACGAGACUACAACAUCCCCCUCCGUAUUGGCGCCACCUUCACCAUUCUAGUAACCUCGUCAAUCGCAGUCUUCGCCCCAAUAUUCCUGAAGCAGUUCACGAAGUUAUCCGCGACCUGCCUCACCUUCACUAUUAUCAAGCAAUUCGGGACAGGAGUUAUCAUAGCAACCGCAUACGUGCAUUUACUGACCCAUGCCCAGUUGUUACUUGGUUCGGACUGUGUUGGAGACUUGGGCUAUGAAAGUACCGCUACCGGAAUUGCCAUGGUUGGGGCUUUCCUCUCGUUUUUGUUGGAGUACCUUGGCGCACGCUUCAUUGAUCGAAGACGCUGCAGGAAUUCUACUAGCACGACCCCCGCUUCGUCGGUUUUGGACCCUAAAUACUCCGAGGGCGUAAUCACUGCUGCUCCACCUGGACACGUGCACGGAGGAGUUUCCGGUAAUGGAAAUGAUGAUAAACUAAGUGUUGCUGUGAUGGAAAUGGGGAUCAUAUUCCACUCUAUCCGUAGCCCCCCACUCUCCUCAUCACCUCAUCCCGACAGCGCGCUAACAAACCGUAGUGAUCGGGAUAACCCUCGUUGUAGUAGGAGACUCCGGCUUUGUGACCCUCUUUAUCGUCAUUAUCUUCCACCAGAUGUUCGAAGGACUGGCAUUGGGCGCACGAAUCGCCUCCCUCCCCAUCGACACCAGACUCCUCAUUAAGCUACUAAUGGGCGCGGGCUUCGCUGCCAUAACACCCAUUGGAAUGGCUAUAGGGAUUGGCGUAAGGAAUGAGUUCAAUGGCAAUGAUAAGGCCACUAUCAUCGCACUCGCGACCCUUGACGCAUUGAGUGCUGGUGUGCUUGUCUGGGUUGCGCUUGUGGAGAUGUGGGCCGCGGAUUGGCUCUAUGGCAAUCUCAAAAACUCGAGCGCUAAGAAGACCACCAUCGCGAUGCUUGCCUUGGUGUCUGGAAUGGUGCUCAUGGGACUGCUGGGGAAGUGGGCAUGA